This is a messenger RNA of Rhinolophus ferrumequinum (greater horseshoe bat), 1694 nucleotides long. RefSeq names its product gremlin 1, DAN family BMP antagonist (gene GREM1). The coding region runs from base 72 to 794 and encodes 240 amino acids. Lineage: Eukaryota; Metazoa; Chordata; Mammalia; Chiroptera; Rhinolophidae. Gene Ontology annotation, molecular function: receptor ligand activity; BMP binding. The record is from RefSeq and is a predicted model, not a curated record. The transcript has 2 exons. Gene Ontology annotation, biological process: animal organ morphogenesis.
GCCUGGCCAAUGGAGAGGCGCGGCCCCGGGCGCCGCGCACGGCCGCCGGCAUUUAAACCGGAGACUGAGCGAUGCCCCGCACUCGGUGCGCCCUCCGCGGACCGGGCGACCCAGUGUGCCGCGAGAGCGUUUCUCUCCAUCCCGCUGACCCCGCGCGGAGCCCGGGAGGCUCGGGCCGCGGCCUCACACCGCGCCACGCGUCGAGAGCGCAGGCCCCGACGACCCGCCGCACUGACAGCAUGAGCCGCACCGCCUACACUAUAGGAGCCCUGUUUCUCCUCUUGGGGACCCUGCUGCCAGCUGCUGAAGGGAAAAAGAAGGGGUCCCAAGGUGCCAUCCCCCCUCCAGACAAGGCCCAGCACAAUGACUCCGAGCAGACUCAGUCUCCCCAGCAGCCGGGCGCCAGGAACCGGGGGCGGGGCCAAGGGCGUGGCACCGUCAUGCCCGGGGAGGAGGUGCUGGAGUCCAGCCAGGAGGCCCUGCAUGUGACCGAGCGCAAAUACCUGAAGCGAGACUGGUGCAAAACCCAGCCGCUCAAGCAGACCAUCCACGAGGAGGGCUGCAGCAGCCGCACCAUCAUCAACCGCUUCUGCUAUGGCCAGUGCAACUCCUUCUACAUCCCCAGGCACAUCCGCAAGGAGGAAGGCUCCUUUCAGUCCUGCUCCUUCUGCAAGCCCAAGAAGUUCACCACCAUGAUGGUUACACUCAACUGCCCGGAACUACAGCCACCCACCAAGAAGAAGAGGGUCACGCGCGUGAAGCAGUGUCGUUGCAUCUCCAUCGAUUUGGAUUAAGCUGGGACACCCCGCUUGUCCUAGGGAUGCAGCCCCGCGCGGGCCCAGAGCCAGACCUAAAACAACCUGAUUCUAACUUGGCUUAAACCUAGAGGCAACAAGUACCACCGGCUGCCUCCUGACAGGCGCCUGCUAGUGUGUAGUUUGUGUGCAUGAGUGUGCAUGGGUGCCUUUGGGUGUUUGCAGACACCGGAGGAAACACAAUCUCUGCUAGAGGGCACUUCCUAUUACCUAAACAAAUCCGCUUCCAUAGGAGAUGGCACAGAAAGCCCACACCACCCAAGGCACAUUCAAAGGGGGGAGUGCUGUGGUCUGGUUUUGCCUUUGUGGUCCGUGUGCCCUCCUGGGACCAGAAUCUCCCUUCAGAAUGAGCAGUCAUGGAAGAGGCUACUCUGAGGGCAAGGGACCUGUUUUAGUGCUGUGUUAGACUUGGGAAAGGUAUUUCAACCUGUGCUUGCUUCCUCCCUCGCUCCUCACAUCCGCGGUGCAUCCCUGCUUAGGAUCUCAGUGACUAUUAUUAUAUUUCAGUCUAAUCCCCUAUUGCCAAGGGACUGAGCGUGAGGACCAGUUGAGCCCCGCAGAAUUCAGCGGGGAGAUGUGCAGUCUUGGAAGGCCAACCCCAAAACACACUGAGACCCAUGUUUUAGCAAGUGUUUCCUGGUAUUUAACAGAACCCAAGAGAACAGAGGAGAAACGAAAUUGUAAAAAAUAAUAAUAAUAAUUUCGGCUGUCACUGUGAUCUGCUGAAAAGUAGUCGUAACCCAAUGCUAAAAUUUAAAACAUAAAUGUUGACCAAAUAUUUUCAGAACCAAAUGAGUGAGCUAAACCAAAACAGCCCCUUUCUGCUUUGCCCCACAGGUGGACAAUAGAUGUAGUUCAGAACCCCCUAUGCAGGGAUAG